Megalops cyprinoides (Indo-Pacific tarpon) is the source of this 1769-nucleotide messenger RNA. It is a transcript of the gene pkma, whose product is annotated as pyruvate kinase M1/2a. Gene Ontology annotation, molecular function: magnesium ion binding; potassium ion binding; pyruvate kinase activity. NCBI's taxonomy places the organism in Eukaryota, Metazoa, Chordata, Actinopteri, Elopiformes, Megalopidae. Gene Ontology annotation, biological process: glycolytic process. Gene Ontology annotation, cellular component: cytoplasm. The transcript has 11 exons. The coding region runs from base 103 to 1701 and encodes 532 amino acids. The record is from RefSeq and is a predicted model, not a curated record.
GGUUGGGAGAUCACCUUGAGCUGGUGGCCGUGGAAGCAGCGCAUCAGUCCCCCGCAUUCUUGCAACGAGAUAAGGACUACUGCGAUCAACAGCACCUCCAUCAUGCCCCAGACAAAGCCUCAAGACAUGGGCUCUGCCUUCAUCCAGACGCAGCAGCUCAACGCCGCCAUGGCCGACACCUUCCUAGAGCACCUCUGCCUGCUGGACAUCGAUUCCGAGCCCACCACCGCCCGCAACACAGGCAUCAUCUGCACCAUCGGACCCGUCUCACGCUCUGUGGAUAUGCUGAAGGAGAUGAUCAAGUCUGGCAUGAACAUCGCACGCCUCAACUUCUCCCACGGCACUCACGAGUACCAUGCUGAAACCAUCAAGAACAUUCGCGAGGCCACUGAGAGCUUUGGGCCAGGCAGCAUCCAGUACAGACCCGUGGCCAUCGCCCUGGACACCAAGGGCCCGGAGAUCAGGACCGGCCUCAUCAUGGGGAGCGGCACCGCUGAGGUCGAGCUGAAGAAGGGCAACAUGAUCCGCCUCACCCUGGAUGACUCCUUCAAGGAAAACUGCGAUGACAAGACCCUGUGGCUCGACUACAAGAACAUCAUCAACGUCGUGGAGGUCGGAAGCAAGGUCUACAUCGACGAUGGGCUGAUGUCUCUCCAGGUCAAAGAGAUUGGUUCCGAUUACCUGGACUGCGAGAUUGAGAAUGGCGGCACGCUAGGCAGCAAGAAGGGCGUGAACCUGCCGGGCACCGCCGUGGACCUGCCCGCCGUGUCCGAGAAGGACAUCCAGGACCUGCAGUUCGGCGUGGAGCACGGCGUGGACAUGGUGUUCGCCUCCUUCAUCCGCAAGGCCGCCGACGUGCACGCCGUCAGGGCAGUGCUGGGCGAGAAGGGCAAGAACAUCAAGAUCAUCAGCAAGCUGGAGAACCACGAGGGCGUGCGCAGGUUCGAUGAGAUCAUGGAGGCCAGCGAUGGCAUCAUGGUGGCCCGUGGGGACCUGGGUAUUGAAAUUCCCACCGAGAAGGUCUUCCUGGCCCAGAAGAUGAUGAUCGGCCGCUGCAACAGAGCUGGCAAGCCAAUCACCUGCGCCACACAGAUGUUGGAGAGCAUGAUCAAGAAGCCCCGCCCCACCCGCGCCGAGGGCAGCGACGUGGCCAACGCCGUGCUGGACGGUGCUGACUGCAUCAUGCUGAGCGGUGAGACCGCCAAGGGAGACUACCCCCUGGAGGCCGUGCGCACACAGCACAUGAUCGCGCGGGAGGCGGAAGCAGCCGUGUUCCACAGGCAGCUGUUCGAGGAGCUCCGCCGCUCGACGCACCUGACGCGCGACCCCUCCGAGGCGGCCGCCAUCGGCGCCGUGGAGUCCUCCUUCAAAUGCUGCGCCAGCGCCAUCAUUGUGCUCACCAAGACCGGCAGGUCCGCCCACCUGAUCUCCAGGUACAGGCCCCGCGCCCCCAUCAUUGCCGUCACCCGUAACGGCCAGACCGCCAGGCAGUGCCACUUGUACCGCGGCAUCUUCCCCGUGUUCUACAACAAGGCCGCCAACGACGUCUGGGCCGAGGACGUCGACCUCCGCGUCAACUUUGCCAUGGAGAUGGGCAAGGCCCGAGGGUUCUUCAAGGAGGGUGACGUGGUCAUCGUUCUGACCGGCUGGCGCCCAGGCUCCGGCUACACUAACACCAUGCGUGUCGUCCUCGUGCCCUGAACUCCGCUCGAGGACCUCACCAGCACCCCCGCCCCUCCUUUGUCUGCCCCCAUCCCAUCCCAUCCCAC